AUGAAGUCUCUCCGGUUCAUUAGUGCUGAAGCAUUUGUGUCAAAUGCAGAGUUUGCCAGGAAGAGUCUCGGCAGUGUUGCCCAUAAUCUUUUUCCUCUUCUUUUUAAAGCCAGCUAUUUACUGGAGCAAGGGGAAGUGAUUCAUGACUUGGUAGAGAACUGGCCACUUGUUGACUUUAACAUGGGAAAACUUUUGGGAACUACUGUGGACUACCAGGAAGACCUGAGCCAUAGAACAUGCUCAGUGUGCUUGGAAAGCUGUCUGACAGGGCUGAGAGACUACGUGCUGAAUCACCCUUCUCCCUACAUGAAAAGGUUGAAAGUGGUUGACCUGACGGGUAUAAAAGAUGUUGAAGUUCAGUUUUGUGAGUGUAAGAAGACAAUGGGAAGGUGGGCCAGGACACAGCUGCUCUCUAAGCUUUGUUUAGAACUGCUGGUUUACCUGCAACAAACACAGUGCAGUCCAGGUACCUUUGAAAUCAGUAUUGAUGUGCUAAUUGACUUGUACGUUACAGAGCGGAACUAUGAGCUGGUAGUGCAGGCCCUGCUGAAGAAAUGUUAUUGUCCACUGAAGAUUUGCUGUGUGGCAUUCAGAUCUGACAACCUGGCUUUGCAGAAAUUCUUCUAUAUCGUAAAGCUUGCUGAUCCCUCUUUGUUGCGCAAACUGGAAAUAGUUCACAAUGUUCGCUUGGAAAUGGAACACUUGGAAAUACUCUUCAGCAGUAUCCACUUCCCUCUGUUGAUGUCCUUGACCUUGCCAGCACGAACAUUUAAUGUGCGGAGGUUCACAGCUACAGAUGAACAAAUGCUUACUAACAUUGGAGAAAAGAUGAGUGAAAUGACGCAGCUGACCGAACUCAGUGUAUCAUUUUCUAUACUCACAGGAAGAAUACAGAAACUGCUCAGCCCACUAAAAACUCCGCUGAAGAUGCUGGAUGUUUCUAACUGCUCAUUGAACCACGCUGAUAUGGCCUAUUUAGCCAAUAGCUUCCAUGCUAAUCACUUAGAAGCCCUGGACCUGAGUGGUCACAAUAUACCUGACCUUUAUCCAUCAAUAUUCUUUAAGCUUCUUAGUCAUUCCUCUUCAGUGCUCAGGAGUCUUACCUUGGAGGACUGUAACAUCCAAGACACUCAUGUAAACAUGUUGAUUUUAGCUUUAAGCCCUUGUCAGAAACUACAGGAGUUUAAGUUUAUUGGAAACCCACUGUCAUCCCAAGCACUUAAACACCUUUUCACAUUUCUCUGUGAGUUGCCAAUGCUGAAAAAUGUGGAGUUCCCAGUUCCAAGGGACUGCUACCCUAUUGGCAUCACCUACCCAAUAGAUGAUGCCAGUCUCUGCAGAUUUGAUCACCAAAAAUAUGAAAGUGUAGCAGAGGAGCUUAACCUCAUUUUACUCCAAGCAAAUAGGGAGGAUGUGAAGGCUUCAACUCCACUCUUUGGCAGUUAUGAUGCAGCUGUGCAGGAGACAAACAAUGAACUGGGAGCUUAUUUGAUCAAAUCCUUCAAGGAGACUUUAGAAAAGUUCACUACUUCUCUUAACAAAAUGAGUUAA
This is a messenger RNA of Phaethon lepturus (White-tailed tropicbird), 1551 nucleotides long. It is a transcript of the gene LRRC14B, whose product is annotated as leucine rich repeat containing 14B. Gene Ontology annotation, cellular component: cytoplasm. The record is from RefSeq and is a predicted model, not a curated record. NCBI's taxonomy places the organism in Eukaryota, Metazoa, Chordata, Aves, Phaethontiformes, Phaethontidae. The coding region runs from base 1 to 1551 and encodes 516 amino acids. The transcript is spliced from 2 exons.